AGACUCAAAUACUAAUUUAGUUUAUGUUGCUACAGGAGCUAAGCAACAAUGGUUACCAUCUUGUUUUCCAGUUUAAUUCUACUUCUGCCUUUAAUUAAUCCUAUUCAAGGGGUAGAGGAGGAUUUCAACCAAUGCGGAAGAUUCUCUCCAACAGGGGAAUAUACUUAUUUUUGUGCUCUUUAUGUUCGAACGGAAAAGUCCAGCAUAUUUCUAGGGGGAGGAACCAUGAUACAAAGAAACCAAAUUCUAUCCUUGGCUACUCUGUUCACAAACUUCAAAAUUCUAGGAGAAGGAUCGUCCUGUGACGGAUAUUCACCUAAAUAUUCACUUUUCGCGAGAUGUGGUGGGAAGGAUCUACAAGUAACAAGGGAAGAGACAACCGAACCUUCUUCUCUAGAUAGACCCAUCCAGAAAAUAUUCCUACAUCCCUCCUACAACAACAGGAGUCUGACGAACGACUACGCUAUUCUGAUCACAACUGAACCAUUCCAAUAUUCGUCAAAACUAGGAAGAGUUUGUUUGCCUCACCCCGGAGAAUCUGAGACAGAUAUAUUCACCAAGGAUUGUCAAGCUAUAGGUCAUGGAAAGGAUGGAGAAGAUCUUUUUGACAACUUUUACUCCUCACUUUUGAGAAAGGUAGAUCUAUCGGUGGUUAAAUCAGAAGACUGCGAGGAAAUCUUGAAUACAAAACAUUUCCAAAACUUCUCGCUGGGCGGCGCUGAUAACUCUUGGCGAUGGAAGAUCGACGAAUCUUUUCUAUGCGCAGGGGGUGUUGCUGGCCUAGAUACUUGUGAGGGGGAUGGAGGAGGUCCUCUUCUUUGUAAACGAUUUGAUGUACAAGAGGUUCUCGCUGACUCUGGGCUGAAUGCUACCUUUUUUCAGGUUGGUGUCACUGCCUGGGGUGUAGGGUGUGGAAGGAGUAUACCUGGAGUUUACUCUAGAAUAUUUAUCGCAAUUUGCUGGAUUAAACAGGUUAUGCAAUGUUAUCCAGGAGAAGAGAAUUUACCUGAUUUGGACAAUUCAGGAGGAUUAAUUGAUCUAAGAAAUGAACAAGACAGUGUUGAUACCUGUGGACAACCCGAGAGCUGCGGCUGCACAACGGAAUCCCAGGAGAACCUUUUCGAACUCCGGAUUGAUUGAAUUAAAUAUCAAAAACUUGUUCAGUGUGACCCAUAAAACAGUGGACUAGAAAGACGACUUGAACAAAGCAACUGUGCAGUGCACCACAGACCAAUUUCACUCAAUAAGUUGAUUUUUAAAAUAUUUGAAAAACUAUAUGGUUUAUAACAACCUCAAAUACACAUAAUAUUGCCUAAACAUCGUCUUCUUCUUCCAAAUUUUUAUGGGUCUUACUAUAUUAUUUUUUACUUUACGAGAAUGUUAAUUUAAUCAUACCUGAAGGCAUUUCAAUACACUUAAUCAAGAUUUA
This is a messenger RNA of Eurytemora carolleeae, 1429 nucleotides long. RefSeq names its product ovochymase-1. Gene Ontology annotation, molecular function: serine-type endopeptidase activity. Bases 49 to 1140 code for a protein of 363 amino acids. The record is from RefSeq and is a predicted model, not a curated record. The transcript has 15 exons. Lineage: Eukaryota; Metazoa; Arthropoda; Copepoda; Calanoida; Temoridae. Gene Ontology annotation, biological process: proteolysis.